AUGAAGGGAUCUAGAUUCGAAGCAGGGGACCAUGUGUUCCUAAGGAUUUCACCAAUGAAAGGGGUCUUACGCUUUGGUAAAAAAGGGAAACUCACCCCGCGAUAUAUUGGGUCUUUCCAAAUCCUUAACCGUAUAAGCCCUGUUGCAUAUCGCUUGGCCUUAUCCACUCCACUUGCUGGAGUGCACAAUGUAUUCCACGUCUCCAUGCUUAAGAAGUACGUCCCCGAACCUACUCACGUCAUCCGGUGGGAGCAAGUGAAGCUCAAAGAAAAUGCCAUGUAUAUCCUCCGACCCACUCAGAUUUUAGACAAGAAGGAUCAGAUGUUGCGGAAUAAGGUGAUCUCGCUAGUUAAGGUGUUAUGGACGCAUCAUGGGGAAGAAGCCACUUGGGAGAUGGAAGCUGAAAUCUGCAAGCACUACCCAAACCUGCUUAAGCAAUAUGAAUAG
Messenger RNA from Magnolia sinica, 447 nucleotides. RefSeq lists its product as uncharacterized. The transcript has a single exon. NCBI's taxonomy places the organism in Eukaryota, Viridiplantae, Streptophyta, Magnoliopsida, Magnoliales, Magnoliaceae. The coding region runs from base 1 to 447 and encodes 148 amino acids. The record is from RefSeq and is a predicted model, not a curated record.